Molecule: messenger RNA, 951 nt
Organism: Blumeria graminis f. sp. triticale
Lineage: Eukaryota; Fungi; Ascomycota; Leotiomycetes; Helotiales; Erysiphaceae
Source: the annotation of a GenBank genome assembly
AUGUCAUCAAAUGCAAGCCGUAGAUUAGCGGCUAUUAGUGGGCAAAUUAAGCCAUCCGCUAAGGAAAAUGGCAUGUUCGAAAAUAUUCCGAACAUCAAAGAGGUUGCCCCCAGCUCAUUAGGACUUCGAGUCAAGGGCAAAGUCGCAAUUGUUACAGGUGCGAACUCUUCAAUGGGUAUCGGUCGAGCUUCAGCUCAUCAACUGGCACAGAAUGGUGCAAGAGCCAUCUAUUUAUGCGACGUAGAUAAUUCAUCACUCGAAACUCACAAGCGUGAACUUGCUUCUAAAUAUCCUGAAGUCGAGGUUCACGUUCGACAAUUUGACGCUGCGGACGAGGGUGCCGUUAAGUCAGUUACUGAUCAUGCUAUAAAGCUUUACGGUAGAUUAGAUAUAUUCUUCGCGAAUGCAGGAAUAGUUGGUCAACUCAAACCCUUUACUCAAAUCUCAUCAGCCGAAUUUCUCCAUACACUGAACACAAACCUUGUUAGUGUACAUAUAGCAGCAAAAUAUAGUGCUCCUGCAAUGAUGUUGUUGUCUGCGGAAAAGGAAACACCUUCAGGAAGCAUUAUCUGCACUGCGUCAGUAGCCGGUCUUCGGGCUAAUGCUGGACCUACCGACUACUCAGCCUCGAAAUCUGGCGUGAUUUCUCUGGCCCAAACUAUAGCAUAUCAGCUAUCUGGGUCUGGAAUCAGAAUAAAUGCCCUAUGCCCAGGUAUAGUCGAAACAGGCAUGACCGCCCCUUUGUUUGAAGCAGCAAGGGCCAGGGGAAUUGAAAAAAAGAUUGGUCAGCUGAAUCCUGUUGGCCGGGGUGCCCAUGCCGAUGAAGUUGCUCGAGUUGUGUUAUUUUUAGGAAGUGAUGAGAGUAGUUAUGUGAACGGGCAGGCUUGGGCAGUAGAUGGUGGCCUUAGUUCAGGCCAUCCAUUCAUUCUAGGUAAACUUCCCUGGUUAUGA